Molecule: messenger RNA, 1578 nt
Organism: Paramecium primaurelia
Lineage: Eukaryota; Ciliophora; Oligohymenophorea; Peniculida; Parameciidae
Source: the annotation of a GenBank genome assembly
AUGAAUUUAUAAACCUAAAGUGAAAUAGAUUUAAAACUAUCUGCAUUAGAUAAAUUGGGAGACAAUCCAGAUGAAGUAGAUAUUAAAUAUGUGAGCUAUAUACUUAAAAUCCCAUUAUAAACAAUUCGUCAAUGGUUAGAAGAAAGAGUUGAAUAGGAUUUUCAAAUUGAUUUAUCAAAUAUUGAAGAUACAGAAUGUUAACUUAUUGGAAGCAAUAUGAAAAACAAAGAAUUAAUAAAUUAAUAAAAUUUAGUCAAGGAUGAAGAUAUUUAGUAAAAAUAAAUAAAUACAUCAUUCAAGUAAUCAUCAAUUGAUUUAAAAGAUAACUAGGUAUCAAAAUAAAAGAAAAUUAUUGAUAAAAAUAAAUAAAGUUACACAGAUAAAAUAAUUGAAAAGGAUUAAAAAAAAUAAAAUAAUUUAAUUUUCAAAUAAUCAUAAUAAAUAUCAUAUGAAGAUUGUAAAACCUAAGAAAAUAAGAAUAUAAAUUAACUUAUAAAAGAAUUAGCAAAUAUGUAAAAUGAUAAUAUUAGUAUAUCUUAAAAUAUAGAUGAUAAUUAAGAUUAAUUAGAACAAUUAAUAUAAUAAAAUAAGUAAAAUUAAAAUUUAAUACAUUUGGAAAAGGAAAAAGAUUAAUAAGGAAUGAGUUAAAUAAAAUUAAUAGAAUAACAAAAUAAUGAAUAAUAGCAAAGUAAAUCCUUAAUUUUUAUUAAUGAUUAGGUUAAUUAGUAAAAUUAAAUAAUUAAAAAUUCAAAAAAGGAAAAAAAAUAAAAAUAAACAAAUUUUAAUAUAAAUGAUAAACAAUUAACUUUAUAAGAUCUGACUCAUCUAAAAAAGAAAAAGAUUAAGAAUCCCAUAUAAUAAAAAUUAUUUGAAAUUGGAUAAAAUUAGAAAUUCUAAAAUGGAAUUAUAAAAUAAUCUGAGUAGAAAUAGAAUAUUAUAUAAAUGAAUCUUACAAAAAAAAAUUAACUCUAAUAUAAUGUUUAAUAAAAAUAGGAUUAAAAUUCUCUUUAUAUAAAUUAAUAAUAAUCAGAAUCAAAUUUAUCAGAAGGGUAUCAAAAAGAUGGAUAAAUAAUAAAUUCUACUUCAUAAUCUCAUGAAUAGUCUAAUAAAUAAAAGUAAUAGGUUGAAAUUAAGACAUCAAAUAAUUAACAUUAAUUUUAGACUUAACCACAUGAAAAUACAGAUUAUAAUUCAGCUAUAGAAUCAAUAAAAUAAUAAUAGAAACAGUCAUAUUCUAAUGGUGUAAAUUGUACUUCCCAUUCAAUGACACAAAAUAAUUUAUCUAAUUCUAUUAAUUAAUCUUCAUAAAAAUUUCAGAAUAAAGAACUUUAAUUUUAAAAUGAUUCUGAAUUAAAUCCCAUUUAUAUACAAUCUAAUAAUAUAAUUUAAGGUUCUGUAUAAUAAAAAUACAUGGAUAAGAUAUAAUAAAUACCAUAUUAAUUCGAAAUGAUUCAAAUGUUUAAUAAUAAUUCAUAGGCAUUAGGAUAAGUAAUUAAACUAAUUACAGCUGUUAGUAAUUAUUAGAUUGCUUUGAUUUAGAAACUUGAUAUGAUUUAUGAAUGUGUUAAUAAAAAAUGA